ACUUGACAGCAGCAAAUCAGUCGGUCUCCGGUCAUAUAAGCACACGGUAGCGAAACGUAAAAAAUUUUCCAAAAUGCUUAACAAAUCUCUGGUGCUUUGCUUGGCGACUAUUUGGUUCAUUUCGGAGCAUUCCGAUGCCAAGGAAUAUCAGUUUAUCCCCGCUCGAUGCGAGGAGCAGCCAGGAGUCGGUCAGCAGAUUGGCGGUCCUUUAAGCAUAUGCAGCUUUCCACCAAACUAUGAAAAGCCAGAUUCGGAGGACAUUGAGGCCGUGAUUAAACACAUAAAGAGCUUGCAAUUAAAUUGAAUUACACGAAAAUACGAAUAAUUGAAACGUUUAGAGAACUACACACUUUAUAUGCAUCAAGUCGCGCUCGGGUUAAUGAAAUCAAUAAAAUUAGCUAUAACUUUGUAUCUUAA
This is a messenger RNA of Drosophila santomea, 417 nucleotides long. RefSeq lists its product as uncharacterized. Lineage: Eukaryota; Metazoa; Arthropoda; Insecta; Diptera; Drosophilidae. The coding region runs from base 74 to 304 and encodes 76 amino acids. The record is from RefSeq and is a predicted model, not a curated record. The transcript is spliced from 2 exons.